CUUACUUAUUGCCGGAAAACACACACACACACACACGCACGUUUGUUUUGAAUGAGACAUGCCCUUGAACCACCGUUAGUCCUGUUUGUUUUGUGGUCCGUGUUAUUAUAUCAUUUCGCUCACCGUCCUCAGAGUACAUUAGCAGUAACAACGCCACCAUGGGCUUCCUGCUGUCCAAGUCUAUGGAUUCAAACCUCAAAAAGCAGCAAGAGUUCAUGCUCCACAACUCACGGCUGCAGAUGGAGCGUCAGAUCCUGAUGCAGAACCAGAUGAGAGAGAGGCAGAUGGCCAUGCAGAUCGCCUGGUCCAGAGAGUUUCUUAAAUACUUUGGCACUUUCUUUACAGUGACCUCGGUGGGACUCACUAUAGGUGCCAUUAAAAGAAAGAGACCAGCCAUGUUGUUUCCCAUCUUUCCACUCGGCUUCAUUCUUGCCUACCAGAUGGACAGCGCUUACGGGACACUUAUUUAUCGCAUGAGAGGGGAGGCUGAGAGUAUCAUGGAGUCUGAACAUGACCGUCUGGACUUGCCUCUCGGGACUCCAACAUUCGAGAGCAUAGAAAAGGCCCGCCGCGCUAAAAGCAGCCUCAGCUCCUUUCUGGAGAAAUGACGCGUUGGUAACAUGAGACAAAAUCAUAGUCGUCCAGUCGUUGCAUUCACCCGUUCUGCUUCUGCUUAAUUAUAGAAAAAAACUAAAAACUUUUUGAUGAACUUAAGUCUAUGGUUUGCACUAAUUAUAUGUCAUGGACAUCAAGUUAAAUGAAUCUCAGUGUCAAUGGAUCUAAAUGUAAUAAUGUUGUUUUUGUGGUAUUUGUUAUUAGAGGUGCAUCAGUGGCCAAACACUUCAGCACUAAAACAUGCAGAAUCCCAAUCAAAAUACUCGAAACUCUGGUACACUGAGACAAUAUCUGUGCCCGGAAUCCAGACUUCAUACUAAUCAUGAUAGCACAGUUUUUACCAUUAAUGCACAAAAAUACUAACAUACUUCAACAUUUUGCACUACAGGAAAUGAUGCACCACAUGUUGGAUGUUAACAAACUGCAACUUUUGAAAGAUACUGUCAAA
Larimichthys crocea (large yellow croaker) is the source of this 1063-nucleotide messenger RNA. RefSeq names its product plasminogen receptor, C-terminal lysine transmembrane protein (gene plgrkt). The record is from RefSeq and is a predicted model, not a curated record. The coding region runs from base 159 to 608 and encodes 149 amino acids. The transcript has 5 exons. Lineage: Eukaryota; Metazoa; Chordata; Actinopteri; Sciaenidae. Gene Ontology annotation, biological process: positive regulation of plasminogen activation. Gene Ontology annotation, cellular component: plasma membrane.